UGUCAGACAGCGGAAGAGCUAGCUCGGCUGUGCUCUGUCAUGAAUCGGUCUUGUAAAUAGCAAAUGGAAGAGUAAUAUUUUGUGUCAUGGUGGCUCCGGUGUAGCGAGUAUCUUAAACGAUACCCCAAGGAACACUAAUUCCUCCACAUUCCUCUGCUCGGAUUGCUGGAACAAGGUGUGAAUGACAGACGUGGUGCCACCCACUGCUCUUAGUGAAGUCCAGCUGCGGCUCCUCUGCCACGAUGACAUAGAAAGUGUCAAGCUGCUUUGUGGCGAUUGGUUCCCAAUCGAGUACCCAGACUCAUGGUACCAGGACAUCACAUCCAACAAGAAGUUCUUCUCCCUGGCUGCCACCUUCAAGGGAGGCAUUGUGGGAAUGAUUGUGGCUGAGAUCAAAGGCCGGACCAAAGUACACAAAGAGGAUGGAGACAUCCUGGCUUCCAGUUUUCCUGUGGACACACAGGUAGCCUACAUCCUCAGCCUAGGAGUGGUCAAGGAGUUCAGGAAACAUGGAAUAGGCUCUCUGCUGCUGGACAGUCUGAAGGAGCACAUUUCCACCACGGCGCAGGAUCACUGUAAGGCCAUCUACCUUCACGUCCUCACCACCAACAACACUGCCAUCCACUUCUAUGAGAACAGGGACUUCAGGCAGCACCACUACCUGCCCUACUACUACUCCAUACGAGGUGUCCUCAAAGACGGAUUCACAUACGUCCUCUACAUCAACGGUGGACAUCCACCCUGGACAAUAUUUGACUAUAUCCAGCACAUCGGCUCGGCCCUGGCCAGUCUGAGUCCCUGCUCCAUCCCACAGAGAUUAUACCGACAGGCCCAGUCCCUCCUGCGCUCCUUGCUGCCCUGGUCCAAUAUCGCCUCCAAAACUGGCAUCCAGUAUAGCAGAACUAUGUGAACCAUGGAGUGCUGCUUUGUGUUUCUCAUAGAAGUCUUCCCCUGUAUGCCGCAGGAUGUACAGUACACAGAGCAACACACACACACACUGACAACCUGAUAGAGACUGGAGUCCAUCCCCGCCUAUCUCCCUGCCUUCUCACCUUCUGUCCACCACUGUCACACAGACGAUUGAUGGCACGAAGCGAUAGAGAUCACGGUGCACAGAGAGACGAGCUUACGACGGUCCGCUUCGGAUGUACUCCCUCGACGUGAAUUUGAAAGGAGGAAGUGAGUUGAAUGCGUAAAGUGAAUCGGUCGACACGCGUUUGCAUCAGGUGGCGCCUCACAAACGCAGGUAGAGGCUCACGGAAACGGAAAACCAAAAAAAAAAAGAAGAAAAGAAAACGGAAACAAAACCAAUUUUCCAUCCUUUCAGCCAGUUUUAGUAGAUCUCCUGGAAGGGAACAUGUCGCCCCCUGCUGGCCGAGUCAGGUAUCGCUGGUCAUUAACUGUCACAACUUUCUGAGCCGAAUACCAUUGAAUCAUUUAAUUGAUUAAUAACUGUUCCGAGUUUUUGUGUUUUGUUUGUUUGUUUUUUAAGAAACACAUUUGACACGAUUGUACAAGAAUACUCGUUAAUGCGGAUAUAUAAAAUACUUAUGUAUACACACCAAAAUGUUUGUCAUGCAGAAUAAA
This is a messenger RNA of Lampris incognitus (smalleye Pacific opah), 1587 nucleotides long. It is a transcript of the gene naa60, whose product is annotated as N-acetyltransferase 15 (GCN5-related, putative). Gene Ontology annotation, molecular function: protein-N-terminal amino-acid acetyltransferase activity; histone acetyltransferase activity. Lineage: Eukaryota; Metazoa; Chordata; Actinopteri; Lampriformes; Lampridae. Gene Ontology annotation, cellular component: Golgi membrane. Gene Ontology annotation, biological process: N-terminal peptidyl-methionine acetylation. The transcript is spliced from 8 exons. The record is from RefSeq and is a predicted model, not a curated record. The coding region runs from base 182 to 910 and encodes 242 amino acids.